Molecule: messenger RNA, 1716 nt
Organism: Glycine soja
Lineage: Eukaryota; Viridiplantae; Streptophyta; Magnoliopsida; Fabales; Fabaceae
Product: urease accessory protein D-like
Exons: 10
Coding region: 417-1493 (358 amino acids)
Molecular function (GO): nickel cation binding
Source: RefSeq, a predicted model, not a curated record
GGAGGUUUGGUGUAAAGGGUUCUUCAUCUGCUCCAUCCUCACGAACCCGUCACAGAGGAUCUUACUAGCGCCCACCAUCUUUGCCACCGCAAUCCCUCUUUACGCCGCCACUUGGCACCAUCCCAAGGGGAGGAGGGCUGUUGAAAAACUUAUUAGACGAUGUCGUAUGGUGUUGCCGUGACACACAAGUCGGCAUCCGAAACCUGAAGAACUCAAAUUGAAUCUGUUCUUGUAGAGCUUGUUGAGACUCCUGGUGUUGGUGUUGGUGAGGUCGAGGAGGGGCACUGCGCGAUGACGGAUUUGGGAAGUGUCUUCUUGUGAAGUGACAAGGAAGGAAAGAAUGAGACUACACAUAACGUAAUUUUAGUGGACAUAUAUAUCAGCCACAUGUUUGGACAAUCCAAACCUAAUUUCGGAUGAUAGAGAUUUACUGCACCAUUGAAUUUAAAAAUGCGUGUCGAAUAUACAACUCCGCCUGCACUACUACGACUCGGUGCUGUCUCCUUCACAGUGUGCCACGCACCUCGCUCAUUCAAUCAAAUCAGCGCGUGGCACUACCAUCUGUUGACGUUAGAGGAAGAAUAAUGAGAAGUGGUGAGGCAGACAGAGAAAUGGAAAUGGGUUCAGUGGUGGUUGAAAAAGUGGGAGGCAGAUCAUCUGUCACAAGUUGCUUCUCAAGAUACCCCCUCAAGUUCGUCAUACCCAAAAAGGUGGGUUCUUCCAAAACAGAUGCUGUAUGGGUUUAUGCCCUCAACUAUGGAGGUGGAAUUGUAUCUGGUGACAACAUUUCAUGCAAAUUUUCUGUGGGAGAUACUUGUACCAUGGUGUUAACCACCCAAGGUUCCACUAAGGUUUACAAAUCUGUGGGAUCCAAGUGUUCUCAACAAAUAUUAGAGGCUAGAGUUGGAAGCAAUGCACUUUUAGCUAUCAUUCCUGAUCCAGUAACAUGCUUUUCCACUGCAAGAUACUGUCAGAAACAAGUCUUCUGUGUGUUGCCAGACUCAAAUUUGGUCAUGGUCGAUUGGAUUACAAGUGGGCGCCAUGAAAGUGGAGAAAAAUGGGAUUUUGAUCUAUAUAGAAGCAGUAAUAAUAUAUUCUUAGAAGAUGGUCAACCUUUAUUUCUGGAUACGAUGUUAUUAGACAAAGAAAAAAUUGGAUGUGUACAAGAACAAAUGCACAACUACCAAGUAAUUGCAAUGAUUGUACUCUUGGGGCCAAAGGUGCAGUAUGUCCAGAAUCGUGUGCAAGAUCACGUGAAAGAAGUUAUGUCUGAGCAAUUACAGCAUCCUUCUGCUGCUUGGAGUCACCAAAGAGACAAGGCCGAUCAUUUUAUUACAAAACCAAGCUUCAUAGCUUCUUGCAGUGCCUUUGGUCCUAAGAGAAUUGGUCUUCUUGUUCGAGUGGCUGCUGAGACAACUGAAUCAGUUUACAAGUUUCUACGGCAUCAAUUGGCACCCUUGGAGCCAAUGAUAGGGGUGCCACCAUACAGAUAAAGUGAAGUGUUCUCUGAAAUAAUAUUAGUUUUAAUUGCAGAGCUAUAUGUAUUAUAAUUUUACUUUCCUUUUAUUCAUGUAUAUUUUAUUUUUGUUAUCAAUCUACCAUAUAUUAAGGACCUAGGUUUUUAAUUUCUGUUAAGGAUCAAACUUCUCUUGCAUUCCUGGUUAUCUUUUUCUCCUUGGGGCUAGGGCAUAUUACAAAAAACUUAAUUUGAGAGAA